Molecule: messenger RNA, 1203 nt
Organism: Linum tenue
Lineage: Eukaryota; Viridiplantae; Streptophyta; Magnoliopsida; Malpighiales; Linaceae
Source: the annotation of a GenBank genome assembly
AUGGCGUCUUCGAUUGUGAAUGGAGCUGAAAACUUCACUCUCCUUAGAGGGUUUGGCAUAGCUCCACGAGGGUUAGGCAUAGUGGGUUCAGAUUUGCAGGGGAAGAUCUUCCCUAAAUUGAAUCUAGUCUAUGUCAAUAGGAUGUCUAGGUGUGCAACAAUGGCGCCUAAGUGCAGCCUAUCUGCCUCCAGACCUGCUUCCCAGCCCAGGUUUAUACAGCACAAGCAGGAGGCAUUCUGGUUUUAUAGAUUCCUGUCUAUUGUCUACGACCAUGUGAUAAACCCUGGCCACUGGACUGAGGACAUGAGGGAUGAUGCCCUCGAGCCUGCUGACCUCAGUGACCGGAGAAUGAUUGUGGUGGAUGUGGGCGGUGGUACUGGUUUCACCACUCUAGGGAUUGCGAAGCACGUUGAUGCAAAAAAUAUCACCAUUCUGGACCAGUCUCCGCAUCAGCUGGCAAAGGCCAAGCAGAAGGAGCCUCUAAAGGAAUUUUAUCCUACAUUUUGGAUGUCUCGCUUCUUUGCGGAUGUCUGGAUGCUCUUCCCAACGGAGGAAGAGUACAUAGAGUGGUUUACGAAGGCUGGCUUUAAGGAUGUUCAGUUGAAGAGGAUUGGCCCAAAGUGGUAUCGUGGUGUUCGUCGGCAUGGACUUAUCGUGGGAUGUUCAGUCACAGGUGUUAAACCUGCAUCUGGAGAUUCUCCUUUGCAGCUUGGUCCAAAGGCUGAGGAUGUGUCAAAGCCGGUAAAACCAUUUGUGUUCUUGAUGCGCUUCCUUUUGGGUGCCAUGGCUGCAACAUAUUAUGUAUUGGUGCCAAUCUACAUGUGGAUCAAAGAUCUGAUUGUGCCCAAAGGUAUGCCCAUCUAAGGAGAAGAAGAAUCCUUUGAGUUGUAUCUUCGUAUGUGCUCUUCUUUCCACACUUGUGAACCUUUCUUUGAGAUGUAGUUGUGCGGUUUUGGAAGCUGUCAAAGUAGUUGCGACUUGUGGGAUCACAUGAAUGUUGAUGUAGCCUAUCUUUCUCAGAACGAAAGCCACACCAGCUAUUUAAUGUAAAGCAGGCUAAUAAGUUCUUUCAUGUCUCUUCAUUGUUGAAUAUCAUAUGGUGAUUUCAUCAACGAUAUACCAAGCUACGCAUUAUAACACUAGCUAACAGAUGAAUUGAUCUAUCAGAGUUGGAAGGAAAUUUUUGGAGACCUUUUUAUGAAC